This is a messenger RNA of Xyrichtys novacula (pearly razorfish), 15670 nucleotides long. The record is from the annotation of a GenBank genome assembly. Lineage: Eukaryota; Metazoa; Chordata; Actinopteri; Labriformes; Labridae.
GCUGCUAUUUAGUUACGCCACUUCCGGGAUGUACGGGAGAGCAAAAUGACAGCUGGUUUGUUGUUAUCAACAAGGAAAAUUCAAAGUAAAAAUUAAAGGUAUGUUUAACUACGACCUUGUAAUUAUCAGGAUUUUAACGCGGUUUCUGAUGAUACACAAAUUACCUUGUGAUUUUUGAAGGGUUUUUUAUGUUUUAGUACCGAUGCCAUCUGUGAUCCAUCUCCGGCUCCAUCGAGCUGCUGCAGGGGGUCAGACUCCAAGUCUGUCUGCUGUCACACUGAUAGAGGGUUCAGUUUGAUUUGUAUUUAUUCAUAAGUAAAAUAUAGUUUCCACAGUGUACGUGUAUAAUGGAACACACUGGUUUUAACGUCUGCACGGGGUUAGCUUUAAGCUUUUUAGUUUGAAUGAAAGCCAGACUCCAUUCAAAUACGCUUCAGUUUUUUGGUUGAAUGUGUUUUAUUUGCAUAUGUGUGAGAUAACAGCACAAAUAUCCGACUUUCAUUAAUUCCUUAGAUCUAUAGACUAGUCCGGCGUUGAUUCUUGAGAAAAACUUUCUCUAACGAGGUUGAAAUAUGAACUUUUUUAAUAGGUCUGCCUUUUGUUUGAUUUAGCACUUCCCCCUUAAUCGUUGUUGCUCGAUGAGGCGCUUUUGCGUCUGGCUUACAUAUAAAAGUAAUGAUUUUGACUGAAUAUGGAUGAGAUUUCUUGUAAGAAAAUAUGCCGAAUGCACAACAUAAUUAAGCUCAUUCGCAGGUUAUCAUAUUUUCCAAUCUUUCAGAUGCAUAUAUUUGAAGGUUGGCAAAGAUAAAUAAAAUUGAUAAAAAUUAAAGGGCAUUUGGCACAAGCAACUGGAAAGAGUAGCAUCAAAAUUACUCUCGAGGUUUGAGCAAUGCUGGUGGGGGGAAAAGAUAUGCUAAGAAAAGAUAUUAUCCCAAUAUCAACUUCGAAGCAUUUUAUGCUUUUUGUGUGAAAGUUUGUUUUUGUUGUAAUAUUACUGAUAGUAUUUGUUAAAGUGAGUCUUGACUGUGCAGUACGUAUAGAGGUAGAAGAUAACAAGGCUGUUUCAAGAGACCCAUCAAGAAAACCUUCAUUUGGCCUGAUUUGUCAGUGGAAGUGUCAAUGUAGCUUAUGCUAAGUGCAAGAGAUAUCUUGGAAAAAGUCACUUGGCAAGAUUUGAAUUCUUUGCUGUUUCAACAUCAUUCAAUCAGCAGCCUGUAAAUGUUAUUAGCAGCUCUUUAACUCAGUAUUUGAUGCUGUGUCAGAUGUGGGGAAGUACAACAACUGCUCCAGAAAAAACUUCAGUAAUAGCAAAAGUACUGAUUAUAAAAGUAGAUGGGAAAUACUUGCACACAAAAAGCAACUUAACUACAUAAACAAAAUUUCAACUUGUGUCUUGUUUGUAUUCUUGCUGUGAAGUUUGCUUACUGUAGCUCUGAGCUAUAAAUCUUACUAUGACUCCCUGUUCUUUUGAUUUUAUUGAUUUCAGUGAAUGAAUAACAUGGCAGACAGUGACUUUUGACCUUGUUUGCUUCACAAUGUCAUGUGGUGACAACCCCCAGAGUCCUACUCCCUGAAUCCUGACGUCUGAUCAAAGAGAGGCCAGCAUUUCUUCUGGAGACGUUUGUCAGCCCAACCAGCCACUCUGGAGUAAGGCACGGCUAACAAUGCAAAAGGCCUUGACUUUUAUCUCUAUCGUGGACAGAUUUUUCUCAUUUUAAUGACCCGUAUUUUAGCUGCAUGUAAAAUUAAUGCACAAAUACAUAUGUCAGUGGAUACAGUUUUAAUAAGCCUGCCUUGAUAUCUUUAAAAGGCCACCGGUGCUAACAGAGACAACGACAGCGAGCAGUGACACUGGUCAAAUCAAGGGAAACGUCUCUUCUGGUAGGACACUUCCUGAUGUUUCUUUAAACUCAAGCCACCUACCUUCAGGGAGACAUGAUUGAAAUAUUGAACAUACAUGUUGUGUUGAAAGUUUUACUCCUCGUGUGUAAAAAUAACUGCAGCAUCACACUGAAUAUCUUGAGUUAUUGGCUUAAGAGUAACAAAUUGCUCAUGAUAACAUCACCACAAUUUACUGCAGCCCAUUCUCGUCAAAUGAGGCUUUGUAACAGGAUCUUUUUAUUUUUUAUUUCAGCAAAAACCACUGCAUAAUUAAUGCUUUCCUGCAGCAGAUUGGACAGUGGCUCUGCCCACCAAGUGAUUGAAAAGCUCACAGAUGCUCUUCAUUUUAAUUAUAGAAGCUGAAGUGAUAAGUUGGGUCAAGAGGGCUUCCUUCACUUGGUGAUUUAUUUCCACAAGUUCAGCAUGAAGAUCAGACUUUGUGUUUUUCUCCUCUGGGAAAAUUUAGGAAUAAUUAAGCGGGACAGUGUCUGCGGUUGGCUGAUAAGUAUUGAGGACACCUCCUCUUAUCCCUCUGUGUUCCCUCCAUUAUUUGUAAUUUUCUUUAGAGAUAAAACACUUACUACACUUACUAUGUGUAUCAUAUUUUUUCACAUAAAACCACUUAAAAGUACAGGUGAACUGAUUGUGAAAAACCCAAUACCCAUACUAAUUUUUUGCAUUGUCUGCCUCUUUCCCAGGACCAGCUGAGGUGGGAUCAGCUGAGGGGGGGUUAUUCCAGCAAGGUGGAGCCAUGGAGCCCCCAGAAGACAUGGAGGGCCGCAGCUUUGUGCAGGUGAUGAGCGAGAAGUACAGCCCAGAGAAUUUUCCAUUACGCAGAGGGCCCGGUAUGGGCGUGGUUGUGGUUCCCACUGUCGCUCCUCAGGGCUCCCCCAUGAAAGGUGAGCGCACUCAUGCUGGAUGCUCCUUUUAUGACCUGCAAAAGAGGGCUGAUUAUUUUUAUUUAUCACAUGGCUGUGUGAAACACUUGAUUCUGAUUGGCCAAACAUGCGCUGUAGUGGUCUGCUGUUCCUCAAUGACAGACUACCGUUGAUCAGGGUCUGUGAUCAGAGCUCCGAUCAUCUCUCUCUCUGUCUCCUGACCUUCAGAUCGUCUGAACCUGCCCAGCAUACUGGUUUUGAACAGCUGUGGGAUCAGCCGAGCAGGAGACCAGGCUGAGAUCGCUGCCUUUUGUGCCCAUGUCAUUGAAUUAGACCUGUCCCACAACAAGCUGCAGGACUGGCAUGAGGUGAUGCAUCUGGGUGCAUUGUCAUAUUUCAUCAAUACCCUAGUGUUGCAAAGAAACAGUAAUGUUAAGUACAGUUUUACACAUUUCUUAUCUUGUUGCAACACAACUGUGCAGAUUAAUUGACUGACUCAGUUUUGUGUUUAAGUCAAAAGGCUGCUGUUUGAAAAUGAUGAGUUGCUGAUAGCAUUAAAAAAAACAGUUUCUCAUUUUCAGAUCAGUAAAAUUGUCUCCAAUAUCCCAAACCUGGAGUUUCUAAACCUGAGCUCCAACCCCCUGGCGGGAAUGACCCUGGAGCCACGGUGUGCUGAAGCCUUUUCUCGGGUUCGACGCCUCGUCCUCAACAACACUCAGGUGUCCUGGGACACUGUGCUGCUGCUCACCAGAGAGAUACCUGAGUAAGAGGAGUAGCUAAUAUAGGCUUAUACAUUAUUCAGGGAACAGGACGACAUAAACUCAGGCAGAUAUAAGACAAAACCAAAGCAUCACAAAGUAUAUAUUUUUUCCAAUGUGUCUCUACAGAGUUAAAUAUUUAACUUAGUAACUAUUCAUUCAGUCCUACUUAUGUAUUCUAUGUAGGGUGUGGAUUUAGGGUUUUUUAAUAUGAGAGUAAGAUUUUCACAUUUAGCUUAAACACACAUUUCCCCCCAUGGCCAGCAGAGGGCGACUUAAAUAGUUGCAAACGAGGUUGAUAUGGAAAAGAACAGCUUACUGUAAUGACCCUGGAUCAGCCCACCUCUUGUGUUUGACUCAGUCCCAUAUUUCUGCUUCCCCCCUUGUUUCCCUGCAGGCUGGAGGAGCUGUUUCUUUGCCUUAACGAGUACAGUAGUGUGAGUGCCUCCAGCGUGGUUUGCCCCACCCUGCGCCUGCUACACAUCACCGACAACAGCCUCAAAGACUGGACUGAAGUCCGCAAGUUUGGCUCCAUGUACCCCAGCCUGGACACUCUGAUCAUGGCCAACAACAACCUGGCCUCCAUUCAGGACAACAAGGACAUCCUGCGACGACUCUUCCCCAACCUUCGCAGCAUCAACCUGCACAACUCAGGUCAGUGGAUCCAAGAGGGUGUCGCUUCAGCUCGAGCACAUUUGUUAAUAACAAAGGUGAUGUAAAUAAUGGUGAAAAUCAGUUUUAAUUCAGAUUUAAGAUAUAGACACUAGAAGUUGGGGCUGCAAGGUUAAUCACAAAAUAUCACCAAAAUCUUUCUGCAAGACUAGAAUAAGGAUAGUUAAACGCUGCAGAGUUGCUUCUGCCUCCAUCUCUGAUUCUGCCUCUGAUGUCUCAUACAGGCCAUAUUUGGCCCUAGUGAAAAUGUGAUUGACCAUGCCCACUUGAUCUUUAGAAAUGGAAAAUGACCCCAUUUUUAAUCUAAACUUUAAUAAUGAAGUAAAUUUUCUGCCCUAUUGUUGUGAUUGCUUAAAGCUCCUGUGAGGAACUUUGAUUUUUUUACUUUGGCACCCCCCUGUGGACAAAGAGAAGACCUUUAAAUUGUGGCUAAUUUUGAGUUACCCUUGUGAAAGUGGUGUGAAUUGACAAAAAUCCCCUCAUGUUGUCUUUUUACAGUAAAACUAAUCACCCACCACGGAUAUUAACAGUGGUUAAAAAGUACUUUGGCUGUUUCUCCAUCUUACCUUCCCCCUCACUGUGCUCAGCUUUAAAUUCUUGGUGUAUAAGAUUUCUCCAAGUCCUUUAGACAGAGCAACAGCAUGAGAGUCCGUAUGCAAUGAUUUGGUAACAACUGGUAAAUUUAGCUCGAGCAAACAUGUCACUGUAUCCUCAAAGCUUUUUAUUAUUUGCAGUCUCAUGACAGCUUCUUCACCACGUCAGCUUUUAUCUCAGGACUUGUGUCUAUUUUGGGGAGUAUUAGCAGUGAUCCUAUUUUUAGAGUUCUGUUUGGAGUGGAGGGGACAAAAGUGAUAUCCAAAGAUGUGUUUGAAUGUCUUAUGUGUAUCUCUUUGUCACAUCUCCUCCACCUGAGGCACUGAAAAAAAACCUUCUUGCAGCCCUUUUUAUCUUCACUUUCAAAACAAAUGAUUUCAUAAUUUAAGUAGGCAGUUUCUCUUGGUUCAAGGAUUGUGAAGAUUGGAUCCAGUGUCUUAAAACAAAAGAUGAUGGAGCAAAGAUUUCAGCAUGAGUCAUACUCAACCUACACACAGAGGACAAUAUUUUCAUUUCUGCCUUAUAACAUUUUCAAAUCACCGAACCUUGUGUGUUCCUCUCAGCCCCCAAACAUCAGUGAUAACUUCAGUCUCUAAAAGAAGGCUAAUAAUUUCCUCACCGGUGCUUGCUCUGUGGCUUAAAUGGGCACCUACUGUAUGAAUUGAGGCCUCAGUCUUUGAUGUGGUGGUUGCAGUUUUGACCCCUUGCUACAACACUUUGCUGCAAUUGCUGGGAAAUGAAUAAAAAAAAAAGUGCUAAAUUUAUGUGCAUUUAUAAACUUGUCUGCUUCUCUACGCUAAUAGGAUAAAAUAAAAAAAGCAUGAAGUAUUAACCAUUCACAUCCAAAAUCUGCUGUUUGGUGCUACAGUUGGGUCAGUCUCAGAGUCCACACUCAGACACCCACUCGUUCCUGUGGAGUCCGUGAGGGAUUGAGGUUGUCUCACAGAAGAAUUCUCAAGUGCAUGUUGGACCUCUUGUCGACAUUUUUAGCCAUUUACUCACCCUUUCUGAAAGUGAGAUUAUAUGAAGGUUUAGUAUGAGGGAAUUGUAAUAUGUCUUUUUCUGUCCCUCUGUUUUGCUGUUUAGUCUUUCAUUGUACAGCGCUUCGUGGCCUUUGCCCUUGAGAGGUGUUGUGAAGAAAAACUUGGCUUUAUUGGUAUAUUUUCAGGUCUCAACCGUUGGGAUGACAUUGAGAAGCUGAACUUCUUCCCCAAGCUGGAGGAGGUGCGGCUGCAGGGCAUUCCCUUACUGCAGACCUACACUAACGUGGAGCGACGGAGCCUUAUGAUAGCACAGUGAGUGGAGGGGCAUCACUUUAGCAUGUUAUGAGCCACUGCGUCAUAAACACCCUAAACUACAUAUAGCAGUGUGUUUUUGUUCCCUCACAGCCUUCCUUCAAUAUCGACGCUAAACGGCAGUGUUGUGAGCGACAGUGAGAGAGAAGACGCUGAGAGGUUCUUCAUCCGUUACCACUUAGACUACCCUGAAGAGGAGCUGCCUUACAGGUACGUAAUCUACAUACAUAGUCUGUACUUCAAAAGUGUAUAUGGACCAUAAACUGUUAACAGAAGAGGAUUUAGGUGCUUGAAGUUAUUCUUCAAUUGUAGCUCUUGAAGAAAAAACCUGCAGUCUCUUCAAUGGCCAGCAGGGGUAGACUCAAAGAAAGUGCGAUUGCACAAAGCUAGUAAAAUAACUGCAUAUACCGGUUCAUUUUGAAUCCUUGUACAAUUUUUUUCCUGGUAAGUCUGCGGUCUUAAAUGAACUUUAAAGUCUACUUCAGUACUGUACAAUGUUUUUGAAAUGUACUCUUCUAGUGUUAAGGAAAAACGUACAACCCCAAUUUCAAAAAAGUUUGGAGGCUGUGCAAAAUGUAGGCAAAAAAAAUUGCAAUUCAUUUUCUCUUGUAUUUGAUAAAAAAAUGUGCAAAGACAAUAUGUCAAAUAUUGAAGGUGAAAGAUGUUAUUGUUUCAUGAAAAAUAUAUUCUCAUUAUACAGAAUGUUCGAUGCCAGCAACACAUUUUAAAAAAGUCUGACCUUGAGUAAUGAUUGAUGAAAAGAUCUCACAUCUAAUUAGUGUAAUUUGCAACAGGUAAGUAGCAUGAGUGGGUUUAUAUGGUCCAGCAAUUUUGGACUGAGUGAAAAAUUGCAAAGACUUUGGGGAUUUCUUAGUCUACAGUACAUGAUAUCAUCAAGUGCUGGAGGUUUCAGGAUCUUUAGGCCCCAAAGUGGCAUUGCGUUAAAAACAGCCAUGACUUUGUCGUGGAAUUCACUGCAUGGUAACAACAUCCCUUUCAAAUGCAGUUUUAUUUGAACACAGUUAAUUGCUGCAUUAACAGAAACAGGCUAAAAAUGCACUAUUUGAAGUAUAAAGUAUCGGGACUCUGCCUUUUUUGCAUAUUUCAGCAAGACAAUACCAAACCAUUAUCACCCACUGAAAAAAUUUAGAGCAUGGGGAACACAACAGAAGAGACCCUGAACCAUUGAGCAGCUGAAAUCUUAUAUCAGGCAAGAUCACGACAACAUUCAUGGUGAAAACUCUAGAAACUAGUCUCUUUGGUUCCCUAACAUUCACAGAGUUACGUUAAUAGAUGGAGCGAUGCAACACAGUGGUAAACAUGCCCUAAUUUUUGAAGUACUAUUGGGAUUGGAUUUAAACUGAGCAUAUGUUCGUAAUGAAACAGAAAUGUUUUUCAUUUUCAAUAUUUUUCUGUUGUCUUUACACUAUUUAUAACCAAACACAGGGUUUUAAGGAUUUGCAAACUUUCAAAUUCUCUCCAUAAACAUUUUCAAGAAUGAAUCAACUUCGUGAGGACUGAAUUAUUAUAUUUCAGAUUUAAAAGUGAAAUAAUUCAGUUCAAGGGGCGGCACAGUGGCGCUGCAGGCAGUGCACAUUCCUCACAGCAAGAAGGUCAGUGGUUCAAUCCCCGGGUCGGGCAGGGCCUUUCUGUGGGAAAUGUGCAUGUUCUUCCCGUACAUGCGUGUGUUCACUCCGGGCACUUCGACUUCCUCCCAAAAACCAUGCUCGUUAGGUUAAUUGGUGACUCUGAAUUGUCCUUAGGUGUGAGUGUGACUGGUUUUCUGUCUCUCUGCGUCGCCUUGCAAUUGACUGGCGACUGAUUCAGGGUGUACCCUGCCUCUCGCCUGAUGACAGUUGGGAUAGGUUCCCGCCCAGCCACAACCUUGAAAGGGAGAAGCCGCAUAGUGGAUGAAUGAAUGAGUUUUAUGUUUAAACCAUCUUUUCAUACUAAAAAUGAUAGACAUAACAACAGAAAUUAUUGUAAUUAUAUAAUUAAAUUCUGCUGUAAAGAAAUCAAAGGGCCUAAGUGGAGGAAGGGGCUGUCAGUCCCACUUUAGGUCCUACAAUACUGCUCAGGCAGGGUGUGGUUAGUCGUUGGGCAUCCGUGAAAUCCUGGUUCUGUUUAUUAGGUAACAAUUAAACACACCACCCCAUGAUCUGUUCCCUCUUAGAUACCACUCUCUGGUGACCAAGUACGGGAAGCUGGAACCACUUGCUGAGAUUGACCUUCGACCUCGCUGCCGUGCCCAGGUGGAGGUUCACUGUGAGGAAAAAGUGCAGCAGGUGUGUUCAGUGGUGGAGUAUCUUGAAUGCUGUAAAGUUUCUGUAGGCGUGGUACGAUAAAACUCAGCUUCAUCUUGGGAAAACAUGUCUUUUUGGCUGAUCUUUUUUAUUUUCAUUUUUGUUGUAGGUGAACAUCCGUUUGGACCAGACAGUAGCUGAGCUUAAAAAGCAGCUGACCACCGUGGUGCAGCUGUCCACCAACAACAUGAGGCUUUACUACAUUGACAAGUGCAGCGCCUUCGGUCCUGAGGAGAUGAAGUACAACACCCGUGCUCUCCACUCCUACAGCAUCCAGGACGGUGAUGAAAUACUGGUGGUGCCCAAGACCAAGUGAACAGCAGGUGUCAGACUGGCUGAGAGGUGGGACUCACUAGUUGGUUGAUUGAAUUGGAUUGUUUGUUGAUUGGAAAUCACAAAAUCACUUGAAAUGUAUAAGAUUAAAAAGGAUCAGCAGCCCACUUGCUCAAGCGUAAAAACUAGAAAUGGAUGCAUACUACAUCGUGGAGACUGCAGAGAGGACUAAAGUGAGCUGCUGGGAGGGUCUGGUUUGAAAUACAGCCAGUGCGGAGAGAAAUUUUUCUUUAUUUACUUCAGCUAUAUUAAGAGGAACCCACUGGAGUCUGUGGACCAGCCUGUCAACGUGGAGAACAGGUUGAGAGAGCAACUCGCAAUCUGCUCACAGCUUAACAAGUGAAGAGGAGGGCCCUGCUCUACCAGCAAAGCAGCUCUAUCUCUGCGUACACAACAUUUACCAAAGCAUCACCGGCUUGCCCGCUUUUCCCAAAAGCUAACCUGUUUCGUAGUGAGGCACUGCUGCACUCAUCUGCACUUCUUGUGUGGGCACAAUAUCAGGAAGAGCAGCACUUGUGGCAGAAAAAAGAAACCAUGCCUAAAACACUUCAAUGCAGAGGUUGGUGAUGAAACUUUUUUUUAUGUUCAUUUUGUUAUCCGAUGGUGGGUUUUUUUUGUACUUCUUUGAAUUACUGCCAAGCUUAGAAGAUGCUACAUGACACUGACAUAGUUUGAUGAAAGAUCAACUAAAGAGAAAGGAGGUAGUCCUUUAAGAGUCCAAGGACAAUCAGAGUGAGAUCUAAUAUAGAAAAAGACAUCCUCAAAGAUCCCAUAAGAACAAAUAUGGAAGUAGUAGCAAAGCCCUAAAGUGUAACCUACUUUUAAAAAGACUAUCACUGAUGAGAGCAUCAUGCUUUAUUUAAAGGAGACUUUUUAAUUAUUGUGAAAAUAUAAAAUAAGGUAGCUAACAGGUAGGGCAAUCUGCAGGUUGGCUUUCAAGUGUUUAUAUUAACAUUUACUGGCUGCUUGAAGGAAUACAGCCUUAGACUUUCCACACAUAGUUUAAUUUUAUAACCCUAUUCUGUAUUUAUCUCUUACAUGCCCAAGAAUUUCCCACAAGGGAGCUGUAUGUCUGUAUAACACACUGCCCCCUACAGGCUUCUUGCGACAUAAAUAUACAAAUCUCACUAAAGGAGAGUUGCUGUCAACAAAGAGUGACACACUUUCACCCACACACACUUAGGUACACAAGAGACAAUCUCCCAGUGCUCAUUUAAGUAUAAAGGGAUAAAAAUAAUCUCUAUUUAUACCCAUAAUAUUUGAAUUGUGAUUUGAUUAUUGCAUAGAGGAAUAGGGAGACGUCACUUCCAUGCUACUAUUUGAUAAUGAAAUAAAUGUAGGUUUCCUGUAAACAAGCAGUUAAACAGCACAAGGCCAAUGUAAUCAAACUCUACUCCUGCCAUCUUCGUACAGUACAUCAAAACAACAAUUGCCAUGUGUACGUUCAGGUAAUAAUGCCAGUGUUGCCUGUCGCAGGAAUCCACACAACACACAGUUAUACAUCUACUCCUCAGAAGAUGUUAUGAAGAGUCUUUAGUUUGAGUGACCUGAAAUUUUUUUCACUUGUGGACAGGUCAAAGACCAAACAAGACUCUGUUAUCAAAGAUUUACAUCUUAAAAUAAUGAUUUUUUUUAAAAGUCAUAUUUAAAACAUUCACAAAGAAAAUUGACGUCAUUUAAAGUAAAAAAAAGCUACUGUCCGUCUGCAAACACAUCCUACAUUGUUAAUAUAAAUACUAAUCCUAGCCCUGACAAGGCAGAGAUUUUGUUGGGGGGGGGCAACACCACCACUGGCCACCCUUCUGGUCACAUCCCUGUUUAAGAAAAUAUGUUGAAUCGUUUCAGUAAGCCUGUGCACAUUUAACGGAGCACAGUAAAGCUCCUCUUUCUUAAACUGAAACCUUUGUGGUCCUUUAAGGCGGUCCCAUUGUUUCACAUCGUUAGAGUUAGCAUAACGACCUUUUUCGAAUUUUCAAUUAUUAAAUUAUUUUUACACACAUUUAAAUGUAGGUGAUGUCAUCAAGUUAAAUGUCUGUUUUUUGCAUCUGUACCAGAGUUAUGAUUUACAGUUUAUUCACAGUUUUCCAAUCCUAUAUUCAGUACAUUAAUCUUAACAGAUGCUUAUCUCACUACUUUAUAUAUCAUUAAAAAAAGACCUUUAUUUCUACACAUCAGUGUCUCAUCUUUACACAAUAGAGUGUUUUACAUUUCACCAUUUUCACUAUUGCAAAUAAAUAUUUCCACCAAAGAUAGCUCUAAAAGUUUAACAGUAAUAAUGCAGAAUAUAAUAAAGUAUGUACAGAUUUUAUUAUACAUUCUUCACCUUACAUAAGAGGAGCAUAGAUCUUUGAUGUUAUAAUUUUAACUUAUCUGAAGCAUUUAGGCAGCAGGAGGAUUUCUGACAGUGCAGUGUUAUAGAAAAAAACAUACCUAAUAGGCAUUUUAAAAACUGUAUUUAAGGGUUACACAGUCAGUUAUUUGGGAUGUCUAUAGAUCCAGAUAUGCACAUAUUUUUAUCCUUAUGUCAUAGUACAGUACAGAAACUCCCUAAAACUCUUCUAUAGUAUAUGCAGUCACGCUAAAUAUUUAGAUUAAAAUGGAUUCUAUUGGGAUUGGGUUUAACAAACAAAAUCAUCAAAAUCGAACAUAGUUUUACAGUGGUUAGAAAGAUGGCAUUUAAAAUGAUUCAACCAAAGAAAUCUCUUUACCCUUGUGAUUUAUCACAGAACCUCCCUUUGCCAACACAGCUGUCAGUCAUUUUUAACCUCAGAUAGCUCAUUAAAACUAAAACUAAAACAAAUCUGCAUGAUAACAGGUAAAUGUAACAACAUAACCUUGUUUGAGGAAAAAAUUAGUUGAUGUGUAUUUUAUUUUUUCUGUUUUGACCCAUGCUCCAUCUGUCUGCAUGGUGGAGGCAGGAUUGUGACUCAUCUGCAGAGGGAGCUCUAAAUUAUUUAGCUUCACAGUCAGCAAACACUCAUGGUGUCUCGUCUGAUUUACAGUUCAUAGACUGAACAAACACCAUCGAGUUUAUGAGAUUGAAAAUGAACAAUAUCAAAACGUAAAUCAAGCACCACCCUGUGGAGCCAUUUGGUACUGCAUUAUUGUUACAUUUUAAACUUGGUGAAUAACAAGUUGAUGUUCAGAUGCACUGAGAAAAAAAGAAAAAACUGUUUCAGUACUAGUAAAACUAAAGUAUGUCAGCCUCCUGUUGAAUGGAAGUGUGCAGGGAAUAAUUAGUUUUUGUCCAAACAGAAAAAGAAAGUCAAUGUUUAGUCUCACAGAAAUGCAAGUAUUUAAUUUUAAAGCCUGUAUCAGCCAAUUUUCAUGACUUCAGAUACUUUUGUGCAUCCCUUUUGAUUUUUCACUGAGACUCUUUGAAACAAAAAUCUGUUUAGACUUGAAUUGCAGCCCAUUUACUGUCAACAGAAAGUUUAACCAGUUUGAUUUUCUAACAGUGUUGUCACCCCUGAAGCUCUUUUAAGUCUGUUAAGGCUAAAAUAUCACUACUACUCCUCAUAUAUUAUAUGGCUACACUUGAGUAUUAGAAAGUCUGACAUACAAAGACUUAGUGAAGGUAUAGCAAUGACACAUAGCAGGCUAGAUGAAGCUGAAUAAAUGUAAGUGUAGCAUGAACCACAGCCAUAGACAGUUAUUACUGAGUGAUUGUGACUGUGAAAACAUGUUCUAAGUGCGAAUGUAUGGAAUGCUGUUGUUUGUUGGCUAUUUUUAUUUAUUUCUAAUCUGUUCAUUUAUUAAUUUAUUGUAUGUAUUUAUUUAAAUUAUUAUAAGAUGUUUUUGACAGAAGUUGAAAUGAUUAUGUGUUAUUUACUUGUUAAAUUCUCACCUUUUUUUUUUUUUACCAGAGAAAUGUUUGUCAUCAUGUUAUAUAUUUGUCUUAUGCAAACUUUCAAAUAUGCUGUAGGCCAGAGAUUGCCAGGAUGUGUUAAAGCCUCUAGAAGCUUGUAUUUUUUUUCUUUUAAUUAGAUUCAAAGCAUUUAUCUGUAACAUUAAACAUUCAUGACCAAUAAAGAAAGUAUUGUAGAAUUUAACAAAAGGAAAUCCAUGCUCAGGUUGUUAAAGCUCCUGUGAGGAGUUUGUUUGUUUUUUUGAUGGUUUUGAAAAUAACUAAAAGAUUACUGUUACCACCUUAUGGGCUGCAAAAGCAAAUGAGACCAUAAUGAACACAGUAUAUUAUUUACAGUUUUGUUGUUGUCAUGCCUGGAAACUGCUGCUGCAGGGUCGCUGACAGAUGAAGUGAUUCAUGACAUGCUGCUAUAAGGUUUUUCUUUAUAUUUUCCACUACAGAGUUAUGCAUUUGCCUUUUAAAAGAGAGUAGGAGGAAACACUACCCCUAUAAGUUCAGGAUACAACAAUUGAGAGAUAAAGGAAGGGGUGUCCACAAGGUGGUGUCAAAAGCAGCACAAACCAAAUAUUACUCACAGGAGCUUUAAACUCAAAGGCUUCAGUAAAGCUGUGAUCAGGUUUGCAGACUGUAUAAAUGUAAUGCUCAGUAAAGGUCAGUGAAAUGAAAAUAUAGGCAGGUAUGAGGCUAUUUUUGGAGGUAAAUCAACAUAUUAGGGAGCUCAAUAUGCACCUGUUGGCUAGGUUUCAACAAUAUUUGCAGUCUUACCGUUUACUGGCUAUUUUUUCUGUCAGCUGACAUUACCUUGGCUGUUUUGCUUGACUGUUUUAUGAUGAAUGGUGCAGGUUCAUUUAGCAGACUGGAACCCUGGAGCAGAGAAGUUUUGCCUCAUGCAGACACAGCUUGUGUCUACACUGUCGAUAACCGAUAGUAGUGAGUGAUAUCUUUGACUGUUAAAGAGAGCAGUGGCCUGUUGCAUCAUCUCUAAAGAGUUAUGUCUUGUGUAUGAAACUCUUGCUUUUGUAGUUUAAGUUGUUUCCAUGUUUGGUUGCAAAGGCAAAGCAUUUAUCUUGACUUGUGGAGUGCAAGUCCACUCUAACCAAAAUACUGCCACAAAAAUGACGUUUUCACACCAACUGGCCUGUCUUUGAAAAACACCUCUUACCCCUUUGCUUCACAUGCAUUAUUCCACUCAUUACCUGCCCACCAAUCAAUAAUACCAACAAGUUGACUUCAAGUAUUGAAGAGAAAUUAUUUUAUUGGUUCUAAAAUGGUUAAUUCAUUAAGCUUAUCUACCUGCUUCAGCUUUAAGCAUAUUUGCAAGUUUCAGUCAUGCAAAUGUCUCAAUGUUUUCCCACUUUAAGGCAUCUUUUUAUUUUGCAGUCAAGUCUUCAAAUUGUCUCUCAUAACUGUCAUUUAUCACAUUAAAAUGAGCAUGUUUAUUCACAAUAAAUUCAAAAACACUAGCACUUCAUUUAUUGGCCUUUUUGAACUGAUGCAGACAAUUGCAGCACAUGAAAUCACCUUCCUGUUACAUUUAUAGUCUGUCUGUAUGUGCUUCUCAGUCAGCCAGUCCUGUAACACUGCUGAAGCCCACAGGGUGUUGCAGUUUGUGGUUGCUUCACGUCUGUUUUCUUCACUUUGGUUGAUGUCUUUUUCAUCCUACCCCUUGUGUGUUUUAACAUCCCUUGGUAGUUUUCUGUGCAUUUAUUUCCUCCAUGCUAUAGAAAUUUUGUGUUCUAUAAGUUUGUAUUUUAUACCAAUGUGAUCAGGAAGUAAUGUUUUUGCCUCAUCCCCAACAGAAAGAAAUCAUAAACAGCACACAAGAUGGGCUGCAACUCCUUUCUUUUGUCCCUUGCUUUUGCCUUUGUCUCUAAGACUUAAUUACCAUUGCAAAGGGUUCUGACCAAUCAGAGUUAAGUAUUGAACCCUUGAUUGGUUUGUAAGAAAGCCAGAGCAACAAAAGGGUAUGUGAUGAAGAACAAUGAGAGUAUUUAACUACAGUUAGAGUGAAAUAACAGUGAUAUUAAGAGGGAAGUCAUGAACAAUAACAUAAAUUAAUCAAGCAGUACUCCAUUACUGAGCAGGUAACCUUAUCUCUGGUCAUGGGGUUAAACUCUUAAACUCCUCACAGGGGCCUAAAAAAGAAAUAAUUAGAUGAGGGUUCUGUCUGCUGGAAUAAAGAUAACUCAUUAUUUUUAAAGAUGGAAGUUGUUAUUAUUGUUAUCAUCAUCAUUAUUAUUAUUUUGGAUUGUAUAAGGUACUUGUCAAUAGUCAGUGUAUCACCCUGAGGGAAUGCUGGUAAACUCAGAUCCUCUGUUGAUGAACCGCCUCAUGAACUGGAACCAAAAUUUGGUGACUGACCAAUGCAUCAGAGUCGACACAGCCCCUAAUCUAGCUAAUCUAAAGAAACUCCAACUAAAACAUUAAUAUGAGAGUUAAUGCAUUUUUUUGGUCCUUAACUUAUGUAACAGGAAAUCCUUUUGUUUUAGCACUGUUCUCUUUCACAGUGCACACUGAUUUGCUUGUCUGGUCUGCAGGCUUUGGAGAAGACAAAAAAGCCAAACGAAGAAAUACGUUUUUCAGAGACAUGCUUUUUUUAUAAGAGCACACUGACCACAAUCCCCACUAAUGAAAAUCAAACUACUCAUUUAAUACUUUACACAUAAAGUGAGGCAUCUGUGAAUACACAACAGUGCAGUAUGGACUGUUUGAGUGGAAACUAACAGAUACCUUUGGUUGAAGGUCUGUAAGUAAACUCACAGCUUCACAUCUGCCUCUCAUAGUAAUGUACCAGGGUUUAUGAGAAUCUCAGACGACAUCUUUUUGUAUGUUAUGAUAGAUUUUUGUUGAACCAAACUUUCAGAGUUCAUCCCCACUCAGAUUUGUACACCAGUAUUUAAGCUAAGUAUUUCACAAAACUAUUUAUGUAUCACAUGAGACUGUUCACAAUCUUUGGCAGUUAAAGCUUGAUGACUUUUUGUAGGAGCUUAUACAAUGUAUUACAAGGAACAGAGUGAGUCAUCUUUCUUGAAGUAGUAUUUGUAGAGGAAGAUGCAUCAUGGGUAAUAAAUUGCAGUUUCCCUUCCAA